AAAUGAUUGAGGGCAUAAAUUGGAGGUAAGCUAAAACUGUGCUCCCCACCUCGGAACGAACUACCUUAUAUCCUACCCAACAAUCCCUUGUCAACUCGCAACUUCAAACAGCCCUCCAAACAAGUCAAGUGCCUCCCGCGACACCACCAUGGUCACGAUCUCGCUAGGGGUGCCCGACAUGGCGGCGACCCCACCCAGCGGCCCGGCGUCGGAGGAGGUUGGUGAUGACAACCGGCAGCAGCAGCAGGCGCACGCCACGCCCGCGCCGGAGCCGGUGGACAUGCUCGUGCUCGGCGCGGGCUGGACGUCGCGGUUCCUGCUGCCGCUGCUGGACGAGCACAAGGUCCGGUGGGCGGCCACGACGACGACGGGCCGCGACGGCACCGUCCCCUUCCGCUUCGACCCGGACUCGGCCGACGCGGCGCCGUACCGCGCCCUGCCGACGGCUCGCACCGUCCUCAUCACCUUCCCGCUCAAGGGCGAGGGCCAGAGCCGGCGCCUGACGUCGCUGUACGUCUCGUCGCGGCCGACCACCACCACCACCACAACAACAACAACAACGACAACCACAGCAACUACCACCCGCUGGAUCCAGCUCGGCUCGACGGGAAUCUUCACCGCCCCCGGCUGGAACGACGAGUCGUCCCCGCACGACACGGCCAGCCCGCGCGCCGUGGCCGAGGACGAGCUCCUGCAGCGCUGCGGCGUCGACGCCGUCGUCCUAGCAUUGGCGGGCCUGCACGACAGCGGCGGCGGCAGCGAGGGGGGCGCGACCCGCGACCCGCGCGACUGGGUCCUGCGCGUGGCGCGCACCAAGGACGCCGUGCGCGCCAAGGGCGCCCUGCACCUGAUCCACGGCGCCGACGUGGCGCGCGCCGUGCUGGCCGUGCACGCCCAGACUACUACUGCCUUUACAAAGGGCCGCAGGUGGAUCGUCGCCGACACGCGCUGCUACGACUGGUGGGACCUGAUGCAGGCCUGGGGCGCCGAGGCGCGCAGGCGGCUGCGCGAGGGGAAGACGAGGGCCGCCGUGGCGGCCGCGGAGGCGGGCGUCGACGCCGACGGGCUGCGGUACGAGGAGUGGGUCGCGGAGCUGAUGGAGGAGGAGGGCGUGCGGGCGCUGCCCAGGCCGGCGGAGAGGCUGGGCAGGGUGCUGGACUCGCGGGCGUUUUGGAGGGAGAUGGGGACGUGGCCUACGAAGGGGAGGGUUUGCUAGAUGACCCUUGUCCUGCUCAACGCUUCCCUCGAUAUACAAGGGCGCAUGUUCCAUCAAGGAUGUUCUGCAUAAUAUAGGCCCGCACCGUAAUGCCCUGGGGCAUCCCAAGCAAAGGGCAUCAGCCAAAAGCACACCAGCACCAUGACCCCCACACACCGAGCCACCAUCACCAUCUGGUGUUCUUCUGUCAUUGAAACCGAGUUUUCUAUCCUUUUCUGUCCUGUUCUUACAUAUCCGCUGUCAGGCAACAGCAGCUAUCCGCCAUACAAACGAACCCUAACCCAAAUCCUUCACUCCGUCUUCUUGGCCUUUGCUGUUGCAGCCUCG
This is a messenger RNA of Gaeumannomyces tritici R3-111a-1, 1543 nucleotides long. RefSeq lists its product as hypothetical. The transcript has a single exon. The record is from RefSeq and is a predicted model, not a curated record. NCBI's taxonomy places the organism in Eukaryota, Fungi, Ascomycota, Sordariomycetes, Magnaporthales, Magnaporthaceae. Bases 149 to 1216 code for a protein of 355 amino acids.